AUGAUACAGAAUGAACGCAUGACACCAAGUGUUGCAGUAGGAGCACGUUGUUAUAUUCCAGAUCAAGACGCUGCAUGGAUUCCUGUGUGUGUUGAAGAAGUAAAUGAACAAAAGGGACUGGUGACAGUAAGAAUUCAACGUUUACGGAACGAUGACUCAAACGAAGACUCUGUGGAUCAUGACGACACUGACAGGACUGGAGAAAGUCGAGUUGUGGCGAUUGAUGUGGGAUUCCCUUUACAAAAUGCACAGCUUUCGCGCUGUAAUGAAGGUUUGGACAAUAUGAUUGAUUUGAAUCAUUUACACGAAGCUUCGAUUCUCCGGAAUCUUAAAAAGCGCUUUCGUGCACGAAUGCCGUAUACAUACACGGGAGAUAUUUGUUUGGCAGUAAACCCGUAUCAAUGGUUGGAAGAGCAGUAUACACCCGGACUUCACAAAAAGUAUUUUCAAGCGCGAAAGCGACAGGAUCUACCACCUCACGUAUAUGCGGUGUCGGUUGCGGCGUUCAGGCAUAUGUGCGACAAAGGCAGUAAUCAGAGUAUUCUUGUUAGUGGCGAGUCUGGUGCUGGAAAAACUGAGACUACUAAAAUUCUGAUGGACAAUUUAGCAACGAUUGCGCCUGUACUGAACAGCGCUGUAGGUGAUCAAGAGCUUAGCAUCACUACUCGUAUUAUCGAGGUGAACCCGCUACUCGAGAGUUUUGGCAAUGCAAAGACCACUCGUAACGACAAUUCGAGUCGCUUUGGCAAGUUCACGCAGCUCCAGUUUGACAAGAACCAUGCACUGUGUGGUGCUCAGUGCGAAACAUAUUUGCUGGAAAAGACACGUGUCAUAUCCCACGAGCGAGGAGAGCGCAAUUACCAUAUUUUCUACCAGCUUUUGCACGGACUUACGCCUGAUGAGAAGGACGCGCUGGGACUGGGAAACGAGUGUCCAAAGUUUUCGUACUUGGUAGAAAAGGAACCUCAACAACAGUCACGACCUGGACGAAAGCUGAAGCAAAGCUCACCACCGCUGAAAUCGGCUGCUGUUAUAGAAGCCGAGAACUCAAAGGACCGAGCUCUGUUUGCGAAGACACGACAGGCACUAACGCUACUAGGACUUGAACCUGAACAACAACGUGAUUUGUUUCAGGUCCUUUCAGGUAUUCUGCAUCUGGGCGAGGCUCAGUUUGCUGCAAAACCCGACAAUGACGAAGCUUGUGACUUGGAUAAAGACUCGGUAGUCUAUUCGAGUGCACUGCUUGGUUUGAACUCAGACACGAUGGCUACAGCAUUGACUCAUCGUACUGUGAAGGCAGCUGGAGAGGUGUAUCGGGUACCAUUAACAGUGGAUCAAGCUCAUUCUGGACGUAACGCACUUGCUAAGGCUAUUUAUGCAAGUAUUUUUGACUGGCUAGUGGCUGGAAUCAAUGCCAGUUUGGGUGCUGCGGCACGACUCACUGCAAACACGAUUGGUGUUCUUGACAUCUUUGGGUUCGAAAGCUUCGAGCACAAUUCGUUCGAGCAGCUUUGCAUAAACUACGCCAACGAGAAGUUGCAGCAGAAAUUCACUCAAGACGUGUUCAGAGCCGUGCAGGAAGAAUACGAGCGCGAACAGAUUACGUGGGCUCAUAUUUCGUACGCUGACAAUAGCGAUACUCUUGCGCUUAUUGAAGGUCGUAUGGGUGUACUGGCGUUGCUGAACGAAGAGAUCUUGCGCCCUCGAGGUAAUGAGGAAGGAUUUGUAAGCAAGCUUUCAAGCUCGUAUCUCAAGCAGAAGAAGCUGAUUGAGUUUCCACGGAUGUGCAAGUUUCAAUUCGCGAUUCAUCAUUAUGCUGGUACAGUCCAAUACGAUGCCACGGGUUUUUUGGAGAAACACAAGGACGCUUUGCUUUCGGACUUGUCAGAUUUGAUGUGUGGUAGUCACGAGCCGUUUCCACAAAUGCUCUUUAAGGUAAAGGCUGAGGUAGAAGCUGCAGCUGCUGGUAGUUUGAAGCGUUUGACUUCAGGAGGUCGGAAAGUCGGAGGAGCUCGCGGAUGUGCUGGCGGAGUUGGCGCGGACAAGACCGUGGGCAUGCAGUUCAAGCAGUCUCUAAACUCGCUCAUGGGCAACAUUAAUGAAACGAAUGUCAACUACAUUCGAUGUAUCAAGCCAAAUAGCGUCAAGAGCUCGACGGUACUAGAAGACAAGAUGGUGGCGAACCAGUUACGGUGUGCUGGUGUCAUUGAAGCCAUUUGCAUUGCUCGUGCUGGUUAUCCAAACCGAUUGCUGCAUGCUGAGUUUGCAGAGCAGUUUGACAUAUUCCUCAAAGAAAAAGAGCAACAACAGAUCAAAGAAAACGCCGAACAGUAUGCUGGGUCAUUUUGCCGUAUCUUGGUGAAACAGUUCAAGCUCGAGACCCCCGAGGAGUAUCAGAUGGGUGUGACGAAGAUAUACCUGCAAAAGGGUGUACUCGAGAAGCUUGAGCAUGCCAAGGCGCAGAAGCUCUUUGCAUAUGUGGCACUUAUCCAAGCUCGAUGGCGCGGUCUAUGCGCACGCGUUGAAUACUACGAGAUGCGUGACGCAUUGGUCGUGAUCCAGCGACGUAUUAAGAUGUUUGUGGACAGAUGCCGAUUCCUUCGAGUGCGACUCGCGAUUGCCAUGAUUCAGCGAGUGUGGCGUGGACAUGUUGGUCGUUGUGAGUUCCAAGCACUGCUGUGUGAGCACAGCGCGCUUCAGAUUCAGCGUGUUUGGCGCGGACAUCAAGGUCGCAAAACCCACUUUGCUGCUUUGUGCAAUAUCCGUGCAGCGCAGAUUCAGCGCAUGUGGCAUGGUCAUAAGGGACGGCAGAUCUUUUUUGCGGUGUUAUGCAAUAGUCGUGCAGUUCGUCUACAAAGCUUCGCUCGACAAUACCUAGCUCGAAAAGAGCUUAGUAGGCGUCGAACUGAUUACAUCGCUAAACAGGAGGAGGAACGGGAUCGUGCCAAUAGGGAGAUGGAGCUUGCGAAACAACGCGAGCUGCAGGAAGAGCUGGCUAGAUUGGAAGAAGAGCGUCGACUGGAAGAAGAACGCAAGGUUCAAGUUGUCCGCGAAGAGAGUGCGCUGGCUAUCCAACGACACGUCCGCGGAUACUUUGCCCGAUGUUUGUUUGCUGACCUGCUGCAAAAGGCUGAAGAAGAAGAGCUUCGUCGUCGUGAAGAAGACGAGGAGCGAGAGCGGAUCCGCUUGCAGCGCGAACACGAUGAGCGUGAGGCACAACGUCGUGCAGCGGAGGAGGCAGCACGAGAAAAGGAAAGAUUGACAGAGGAACGGAAACGGAAGGCAUUUGCCAUGCGUCGCCGUCGUGAGAACGCAGUCACGGUCAUGCAGCGGGUGGUUCGCGGUUACUUGGCUAGGGUUCGAUUUGCAAAGAUGAAAGAAGCGGUGCGAAUGAAGGCAGAAAAGGAAGCUUAUAGGAAGAAGGAAGCAGCAGCUACGAGCAUGCAGAGUAUUCAGCGCGGCCGGUUGGCUCGGCAGCAGUUCUCCACAUUCAAAAUUGCAAAGGUUGAGCAAGAGAAAGCUUGUGUUCUUAAGGAUCAAGCCGAUAAGAUUGCUCGUGUUUGCGAAGAGCAGAAUGAAGAGAUUUCUCGUGUCCGUGAAGAAAACGCCAAGCUCAAACGACAGUUAUCAGAUCUUCAAAAACAGAACAAGGAGUUGGAGGCUGUGGUGGCCGAGUACCGUUGCAACCGCGAUGUGGUGAAGGCGUCGAAUCAUCUAAAGCAGGUCGAGUUGACGCAGAAGUUGAGCAUGCAUCGCAGUGAGCUGGAUAAUGUGCGUGACGAGUAUUCAAACUUGUGCAGUUUUCUUGGAAAAAGUGGCAGUUCACACCGCUCUACCGAGCCAGAAGAGCUCAACUCGUCCGAUAGCUCAUCAUCUACCUCAGGAGAAGAAGAAUUUGAGAAUUGGAAGGAGGAUCGACCAACGAUUGAUUCUUCCAAUGCCUCCUACUUUGAUGGAGACAGACCUUCAACGGACAUUGCUAAACUGCUUGGUAGCAGCAUGUCACGCACGACACGACUGGCUAGUGCCAUGCAACAGCGUCGUCAAAAGGCGAGUCAGGUGGUGCAACAGCGCAAACAGCAAGCAAGUUCAGUUUUGCAGCACCGUAAGGAGAGAGCGGCUCAACGAAAGGAGCAUAUGACUCAACAAAAGGAGCAAUUCGUACCAAAUGGUAGUACAACCUCCGUUACGAAAGCGAGGAAUUGGGUCACACUGGGUCGGAGCAAGUCAGGAAAGAAAAGCAAGGGGCCUACGACACCAAUUGAUUCUAUUGAGUAA
Peronospora belbahrii is the source of this 4278-nucleotide messenger RNA. Lineage: Eukaryota; Oomycota; Peronosporomycetes; Peronosporales; Peronosporaceae. The record is from the annotation of a GenBank genome assembly.